Molecule: messenger RNA, 730 nt
Organism: Apaloderma vittatum (bar-tailed trogon)
Lineage: Eukaryota; Metazoa; Chordata; Aves; Trogoniformes; Trogonidae
Gene: PABPN1L
Product: poly(A) binding protein, nuclear 1-like (cytoplasmic)
Exons: 7
Molecular function (GO): RNA binding
Source: RefSeq, a predicted model, not a curated record
UCCUCUCUUCUUGGACACUUCAGGCAUCUGGUGGCAGGACCCAUCAUCCAUGGCAGCAGUGGAGGAGUCCUGGGACGCUGCAGAAAUAGCAGCUCUGCGGAAGGCUGCAGAUGAUGACUUGGACCUGAACCGUCUGGAGGGGGACAGCGCAGAGGAGCUGGCUGUGCCAGACCCAGAGCUGGAGGCCAUCAAAGCCAAAGUGCGGGAGAUGGAGAAAGAGGAUGAGAGGCUGAAGGAGUUGCAGCUCGAAGCUGAGAGCCGCCUCAUUAUGAGCUCAGAGUCAGGUCUCUUCCCAAAGACAACUGAGGAGAAGAUAGAGGUUGACCAGCGAUCCAUCUAUGUGGGCAAUGUGGAUUAUGGGGGUACGGCAGAAGAGCUGGAGUCUCACUUCAACAGCUGUGGGCAGAUCAACAGAGUGACCAUCCUCUGUGACAAGUUCUCGGGGCAUCCUAAAGGGUACGCCUACAUUGAGUUCGAGGAGAAGAGCUCUGUGAAGGCUGCGGUGGAGCUGGACGAGAGCAUGUUCAGAGGCCGUGUCAUUAAAGUACUUCCCAAGAGGACCAACAUGCCAGGCAUCAGCACCACCGACCGUGGGGGCUACCGGGGCCGCUUCCACGCCCGGGGAGGGCUGGCCCAGCGAGGAGGCUACUAUGGAGGGCAGCACCCCAGGGUGCGAGGGAGGACGUACAGGGGUCGGGCAAGGCUGCUGCCUUGGUAUUUUCCGUACUAG